AUGUUCCAUUUCAAUCUCGUCGCCUUCCUUUGGAUCUAUACUCUAGUGCCGGUUGAGUCCAGUCAGUUCGACGUCAUCGUGAUACCGCUACCGAAGGUGAACGGAAAGCUGACGAAGGUGAUCCACGAUGCCAACUCGCAUCCGAGGGUUGUCAACCGCAAGGAGCUGUACAGGGGGCGCGAUGACAUCUUUAAACUGGACUUGGAGAACUACGACGAGCCGACGGUUAUGCCCGACAUCGACAGCUUCGAUUACAACAACGCUGACAGGAAUGUCAACUUGAAGCGCGGCUUCGACUACGACGCCGGGAUGAGUUACGGGGACGACAAGAUCGUUGGCGGCGAGGAGGUCGAUCUAGACCAGUACCCGUAUCACGUGGCGUAUGGUACCAACUGCGGCGGUGCGAUUAUCGAUAAAAACUGGGUCAUCACGGCAGCACAUUGCGGGGAGAAGCCGUACAUCAGGGUUGGGUCGAAGUACUUGAACCAGGGGAAGAGGGUUGGCGUGAAGAGAUCAUACAUCCACCCGCAGUGGCCCGCAAAGGACAAGGAGCACCCGUUCGACUUCGACUUCCAGCUGCUGAGGCUGAACGAGCCCCUGAAAUUCGACGAGCACGUGCAGCCGGUGAAGCUGGCGCGCAUCGAAGACAUGGUCAUAGGGAAGGUCAUCUCGGUGACGGGAUGGGGCAACACAGAGGAGAAUGGACCAUAUUCGCCAGUGUUACGGGCUGUAAGAGUACCAAUAAUCUCCAAGGAAACAUGCCAGAAUGUGCCGUUCCCUUACUUCAGGGGCAGUUUGACGCCUAGAAUGUUCUGCGCUGGGUACUCUGAGGGACAAAAGGACGCUUGUCAGGGUGAUUCUGGGGGACCAGCGGUUGCAAACGAGCGCCUGCUUGGUAUGGUGUCCUUUGGCUACGGUUGCGCGACCCCUGGCUCCUACGGGGUGUACAGCAAGGUCGCGAAGGUCAGGCCCUGGAUUGAGAACAUCACCGGCCUAAGGCUCAAC
This is a messenger RNA of Iphiclides podalirius (scarce swallowtail), 1005 nucleotides long. Lineage: Eukaryota; Metazoa; Arthropoda; Insecta; Lepidoptera; Papilionidae. The record is from the annotation of a GenBank genome assembly.